UGAAUUUUGAAUGCUGCCCCUUACCCCAAAAGGAUAUGUUCUGUGACAUUCAGACAGAGUAUUGACAGAGUGCGUUCUUUAGAUGCAUCGAGGCAAACACGAUGUGCUAUUAGAGAGUAGUGGAGUUCCUACGCUCUUAUUAUGGUAAUCAUGAGCUUCCCCUCGUCCAGUUCAAAAGAGUUCAAAAGGCGAUAGAGUUUGAGGGAGUCAAUCACUCAAGCCUACCGCUGAGCCUCACAACUCACAACUCCUAUUGCUCAACUUCUGCUCUUCUUCAACGCUAUGCCGGUCCACAGAAGCAGUGACGACUAUCCUCGUCGAUCCCGUCGACUAUCGCGGCAAGGACCAAAAUCUUACGAUGAGGACGGUUUCGAACAUUUCGAUGCCGCGGAUAUCUUCCGGUACCCUUCUGAACCUGCGUCAGUCGAUACCUCCGCUUCGAGCUCCCCACCCCCUUCUCCUUCGUUCUUCCGUCGUUCUGAACCCUACCCUACUGUUCGAGCUUCUCACGGAAAACGCAAAGGCAACGAUCAUAUUCCUCGUCCCCCGAAUUCAUUUAUUGUCUUUCGGUCGCAUUGGUGGUUAGAAAAUAAAGGCUGCCCUGCCGUCGAAACCGAUCACAGAGAAGUCAGUCGCAUCGUUGGCCGCCAUUGGAGGGCGCUGUCAGAGGAUGAGCGCCAGCCGUUCAGGCGAGAGUCGGAGGUUCUUAAAAGGGAGCACGCUCUCAAAUAUCCCGGGUACAAGUAUGCACCCGGUACUCGCAAGUCCAAUAAGCUGAAGAAGAAGGUCUCCCGGGACAGCCGGGCGGAGAAAGCCAAGUGCGACAAAAUUGUAGGGGACUAUUUCUUGCAGAAGCGAGUGUCCCUUACUCUCGCGGACACUGAAGUUAAGAUCGAAGCUCCCGCUACCCCGGAGCUUGUUCCAUCCCCUCCUCCCCGCUCGCCAUCACCCAGCACCUCCGCUGCUGCUUUUGUCGACGAGUUGGAACUUACUUAUCCUCCCAGCCCCAAAGGUUUCAUUCCUACGGAUGACAUUCCUUCUCUCGAUUUAUCCCCACCUAACUGCAAGGUUGAGGUCGGGCAAGAAGAGUUAUCGUUCAUGACCGCCAAUGACUAUGAAGAGUCCCAUUCGUUGAACUUUGCUUACAAUUCGAACUGGGAUUCUAACUCUCAACUCGGUUCCCCUGUGCCUAUUACACCCUUUCCCUCCGAGACCUUCUUUAACGACUGCAUUGGAUUUGAAAAUACAUCCGAGAUUGACUUGUGGAAUUCGACACCACCGCCAGUUUCACCGUUGUUCGAUCCUGCGCUGCUCGCAUCCAACCUUUCACAGAGUGACUACUUGCUCAAUUACUCCUAUUCCCUUAGUACGGCCAGUACCUUUGACGAGACAUUGAACUACGACCAGUACUUCAAUCUCUGAUUCUUUUCAUUUACUGCUAGCAUACAUAAACCCAUACCAUAUCAUACCAUUCAACUCACGUUUUAUAUCCAUUUUUCUCAUUUCAUGACACAUCGCGUUGACGCGUUC
Molecule: messenger RNA, 1530 nt
Organism: Lentinula edodes (shiitake mushroom)
Lineage: Eukaryota; Fungi; Basidiomycota; Agaricomycetes; Agaricales; Omphalotaceae
Exons: 3
Coding region: 283-1422 (379 amino acids)
Biological process (GO): regulation of transcription by RNA polymerase II
Cellular component (GO): nucleus
Molecular function (GO): DNA-binding transcription factor activity, RNA polymerase II-specific; RNA polymerase II cis-regulatory region sequence-specific DNA binding
Source: RefSeq, a predicted model, not a curated record